Molecule: messenger RNA, 2277 nt
Organism: Branchiostoma belcheri (Belcher's lancelet)
Lineage: Eukaryota; Metazoa; Chordata; Leptocardii; Amphioxiformes; Branchiostomatidae
Product: DNA ligase 1-like
Exons: 12
Coding region: 72-1769 (565 amino acids)
Biological process (GO): positive regulation of Golgi to plasma membrane protein transport
Cellular component (GO): trans-Golgi network; plasma membrane; transport vesicle
Molecular function (GO): connexin binding
Source: RefSeq, a predicted model, not a curated record
GAAUUACCUGCAACCGAAGGACAGCUCAACGUUUGACCUUGUCAAGUUGAACGUGAAGAACUGAAUCCAAGAUGGCGGACUGGGAGACAUUUUCCGAGCUUCAGGGAGGCAACAAAGUGCAGGAACUGGGAAGCAGGAUCGAGGACAAGCAGCCAGCAGCCGAAGACGACACAACGGAGGGAGGAAAAGACAUAGAAGAGGAGGAAAUAGAGGAGGAAAUUGAGGUGGAGGAAGAAGAGGAGUUUCCGGGGGAGCAGAGGGCUGAGGAGAUAUCGGUGGAGGCAGGGGAAGGGGAGGAGGAGGUGGUCCUGAUGCUGGAUGACACCUAUGAGGAUGACUUCGAGGAAGAUGAUGAUGAUGAUGAUGAUGAUGACAAUGGCGAAGAUGAGCAACCAGAGGCAGACCAAAAAUCAAAACCUUUGUUUGGAGAGGGGGACCAAGAAUCAAGCAGAGCGGAAACAAGGAAGAGGAAAUACAAUCAUUAUGGCGAUGAUGAUGAUGAUGACAGUGGUGACGACAAAGAGGAUCAUGUCGAUGACAACAAAUCAGACACGAGGAAAGAUGAGACGCUGCCGAGAGUGGAGGAUGUGCGGAACUUUGUGGAGACGUUGGUGGGCAAUGCGGUGAAGAACCUGGAGGCAGAGGUGGCGGCGAGACACAGGCAGAUACAGGAGAGUGGGGAGGGGCAGGAGCUGAUGGCGGCUGGGGAGGAGGAGUCACAGGAAGAGAAGGGGGAAGAAGAGCAGGACUGGGUGGAGGAGGUGAACAUGGAGGAGUCAUCUAGUGAAGAAGAAUCGUUCCCUGAGCUCUCCGUGGAACAGCCGCUGGACGGCCCGCGGCGCGAUGCCCUGUUUGAGAAAGGCUUGCAGUACCAGAACCGCGGGCGGCUGGAGUACGCCCUGAAGUGCUACCUCGGCUGUCUGAAGGACCUGGACCAGACAGAAGGAUUCAGCAAGCUGCCUCACUGUUUACAUCAGAUAGCUGACACCUUCUACAGGAAGGAAGAAUACGACAAGGCAGUGCAGUUUAUCCAGGCAGAGAAGAUGUACUAUGAGAAUGCCCUCAUCGACACCAGCGAGCUGCAGAAAGCUCUCAGUAAACCAAUGACAAGAGGACAGGGUGACAUCGGCCCGCCUGAUCCUAGAGUGCUCAGGGCUAUGGAGUUUGAGAACUUGGCCAGGAUGUGUGUCGAGCGGAAGAAGCCUCAGUUGGCACUGGAGUACUGUGGCAAGGCGGUGAAGGCGUACCAGGCCUCCCUGGGAGACGACCACCCUGCGACCACCCAGUGUCUGGACUAUUUCACCGUCAUCUACGCUGAAGCUGGCAGGAAAGAAUAUUCAGAUGCCAUGGGUCAGUUCCAGAGUGGGCAGGAGGAGACCACGGGGCAGCUGGAUGGCAGUUCCACCCUGCAGGAAGGCUCUGCAGACUUGCAGCAGACAGAGGGGGCAACUGCUGGAGAGGCAUCGGGGGUUAGGAGACGGGUACCAGCACAAGGCACUGAUAAGAAGGAGGAAGAGACUGGACAGGUCCAUUCUGAGCCAUUUAGGCCCCAGGUACAGUGGAUGCAGGAGGAACAGGAAGAUGACAGUCCCUUCUUGGUAGUGAUGGUCCUGUUCAUGUUCCUGGUCCUGUUGGUAAUUUUGACGUACAUGUACUGCAAGGCGGGCAGGACGUCCUCCUCCUUCUGCAAGUCAAUCGUGUCGGAGGUCUACUACUACGGCAUGAGGCUGAAGUACCAGCUACAAGACUACCUGCCUGAGUGGUUGUGAUGAGCUGAGUUGCAGGUCAUACCCAUGGUUUAGGCCACACUGACUUCAUUUUUUAAUGGAUGACAUCCUCUGAAGACACCCAAACUUGUGUGAAUUUGCAGUAGUACAUAGUGACUUUUAUGACAAGCCGGCACAUGCUGGUCUUUUGUGACAUUUAUGAGUCAGCACUGUACUGAUUUCUGGAGUUCCAUGGAGCUUCACACCACCGGCUACCUAUUCUUGCUGGCUACUACCGAGGAUGGCACCCAGGCCAGAGCCUCGGAGGAGGCGAUUUUUUUUUUGUUGACAACAGGUGAAAAUCAUUGUAUGCAGGGAUGUUGUCCAUAAAAUUAAAUGGGUGUGGCCUUAUCUAGCAUGCCGGCAGAACGUACUGGGCCUGUGCAAAACCUGUCUCGUAUUUUGCAAAGUACUUCAGGAGAACGUCUUCUUUAAGGUUGUAUUCGCGUAUCUAAUAACGACAUCCAGUCUAUAGUUUUCAAAUGUUGUGUUGGGAAAAACAUCGUCAGCA